Molecule: messenger RNA, 3427 nt
Organism: Anoplopoma fimbria (sablefish)
Lineage: Eukaryota; Metazoa; Chordata; Actinopteri; Perciformes; Anoplopomatidae
Gene: prickle3
Product: prickle homolog 3
Exons: 11
Coding region: 135-2621 (828 amino acids)
Molecular function (GO): zinc ion binding
Source: RefSeq, a predicted model, not a curated record
AGGAGUCCGGGCAGUCUGAGGGGGGACAGCAUGUAGUUUGUUCAAUGCAGACUGUGUGACUCAGAACAUUUAGACCUCUGUGCUUCUUAUUCAUCUGGAAAAACAAACCGUGUUGUUAACACCCGGCCGACAUCAUGUUCAUGCGCGGAUCUAAAAAGCGACGAUCCACCCGCUUGCAGGAGGAAGAGGACCCGGACAGAGGGCAGCCCUGUAUGCGCUGUGGGGACCAGUGCCCCGGCUUCCAAGUCCACGGCUGGAGGAAGAUCUGUGUUCACUGCAAGUGUGUGCGAGAGGAGCAUGCCGUGCGCUCGGUGCCGGGCCAGCUGGAAAAGAUGAUGACGAAGCUGGUUUCAGACUUCCAGAGACACUCCAUCUCCGACGAUGACUCGGGCUGCGCCUCCGAGGAGUACGCAUGGGUCCCACCUGGGCUCAAGCCCGAACAGGUAUACCAGUAUUUCAGCUGCUUGCCGGAGGACAGGGUGCCUUAUGUGAACAGUUCAGGGGAGAGAUACCGAAUCAAACAGCUGCUGCACCAGCUUCCAGCCCACGACAGCGAGUCCCAGUACUGUAACACUCUGGACGAGGAGGAGAAGAAGGAGUUGCGUGUGUUCAGUCAGCAGAGGAAAAAAGAGAACUUGGGCAGACUUGGGCAGACUGGAGCAAUCUGCCAACAGGUAGAGCAACAUUUUUAUUUUAUGUCAGACUUCUUCCCAGUAACUAUGACUGGAGCAAUCUGCCAACAGUGCAAGAGGCAGAUCUGCGGUGGAGACAUAGCGGUGUUUGCCAGUCGGGCGGCACACAGCAGCUGUUGGCACCCCCAGUGUUUCCAGUGCACCACCUGCAGUGAGCUGCUGGUCGAUCUGAUCUACUUCUUCCAGGAAGGACAGAUCUACUGCGGCCGGCACCACGCCGAGAGGCUCAAGCCGCGCUGCCAGGCCUGUGACGAGAUUAUUCUGGCAGAUGAAUGUACGGAGGCCGAGGGCAGAUACUGGCACAUGAAGCACUUCUGCUGUUUUGAGUGCGAGGCUGCGCUGGGCGGUCAGCGUUACAUCAUGAGAGAGAGUCGACCGUACUGCUGCUCCUGCUACGAGUCGCUGUACGCAGAGUACUGCGAUACCUGCGGAGAACACAUAGGUAUCGAUCAGGGUCAGAUGACAUACGAGGGUCAGCACUGGCACGCCGUGGAGUCCUGUUUCUGCUGCGCCCGCUGCCAGCUACCUCUGCUGGGGCGUCCCUUCCUCCCUCGAGGGGGGCUCAUCUUCUGCUCCCGGCCCUGCUCGCUGGGCGAGGACCCCGAUAACUCCGACUCCUGUGACUCAGCACUGCAGAGCAAACCGCCUCAUCACAGACGCAGCGAGACAGCAGAGAAACUCCAGCAGCCACAGUGCGGCUCUCCGCUGCAGCCACUAGAGGGGGUCAAACCUCCUAUAACUCCUGCAAAAGACUGCAUUCAUACCGCAGUGGAAAACAGAGGUGUCCGCUGCACUGCUCCAGUUCAAAACGGACUUCCUUCGCCCGGUGGUCAUCCUCAUCCAAGAGGCUCCUACUCACCUCUUCCCCACAUCCAUCUAGGAAACGGCUUAGGUCCAUCUUGGCCCAGCGACCUUCCACAUUACAGUUUACUGCCGGGGGACUCUGGUACCAAACGUUCUGUUGGUGAUCUUCAGUUCCAGGGAGAGCUUAAUGGAAAUACUGGACUAACUGGCCUUAACUCAAGGGGAACCUCUACUAAAGACUGCAGGAACUGGGUGGAAAGGACCAAUAAAGUAAUGCAAGUGUUUCCUCCACAGAAAAACUCUCACCUCAUUUCACCCGACUCGCCCCCCCUCCAGCCCAGCAACCCAUCCAUCCUCCCGCCUCCUCUGCCUCUUAAGUCUCGUGAGCUGAUGCCCCUGGACUCACCCCCACCAAACCUCCCCCAACUAGUGGACAGACCGUCUGAUUCUCCGCCCCCGCUGUCUCGCAGUGGCACAGCUCGGGUCAGCUUCAGAGAACCAAUCAGCAGCAGCUACUCCGUCCAUGAGGACGAGGAUGAAGAGGAUAAUGAGCCGGAGCUGCUGGAGGGUAAGGAGAACCAGCAGGAGGAGGAUGAGGUGGAGGGAGGUUUCGGGAGCAAGUUGCAUCUACAGAAGGGCAUCCCACCGCAGAUGGAUCUACUGGAUGGAUCCUCUUACCAGCAGCGGAGUCUACGGCGAGGGUGGAACCGUUGCCGCUUUCCCUCUGACCCCGCUCUUCACCCGGGAUCAGAGAGGCGUUCCCGCCGCCCGCGGUCCGACCGGCCUCGGCUGGACACCCUGGACUGGAGAGGCGAGAAAGAGAGGGACAAGCGGGGCUCCGCCGUCGCCUCCUCGCUGACCCUCCAGCAGGGCCAGUACAAACAUGAAGACUCUUGCUCUACAUGCACUUCCUCCUCGGACUCAGAAGAAGAGGGCUUCUUCCUGGGACAGCCCAUACCUCUGCCCCCGCAGCUCCGAAAGCAGCAACCCGAGGAGGGCAAAGACAGAGAGGGAGACGAGGAGAGGGAGUCGCAGAGAGACUGGGGACUGAGAGGCAGCAUUAGGAGGAGACGAGCUCACAGCCUCAGUGCAAAAGACAAAGAUAAAAACUGUGCUAUCUCCUAACCCCUGACGUCAAAACAUAGCGUGGUUAUUUUCUAAAUUAUGGUUCACUAAUGGCCCCUCAUUACUCUGGUAUUCAUGCUGUUUAUCAGUUUUACGACAAGUUAAAUCCAACACACAUGUGCAGACUUUUCCACAUUUUUCCGGACUUACUACUCAGCAAAAGAAGCACAAUAAACCUCAGAAAGGUCACUUACUUUAACUUAACACUAUUGACUUCUGUUUGUUUGUUUGUUUGUUUGACUUUUUGAGAUGUUACAUUGUAGAAAAUGUGAAUGUAUGAAAGAAGUGAUAAAUGUGGAAUGAUUAUUGUUUGGAUUAUACUGUAACAUCCAAGAGAGACUCACUCCUGCGCCGCUGUUUAUUUAAACAAAUACUGCAUUAAGUGACAUGUCACUUCUUUUUAACAACGCCAUCAUUUACAUAUGCAAACAUACAGUAGCACACAUGAACAGAAACCAACAGCGCAUUCCUUUAUCGUGGUUUGUAAAAUAAAAUAUCAAAUAUAUCUUAUUUUUUAACCCUACUGUAACCAUUUUCUGUGCUCUUAUGUGCAAUUUCUUUAUAUGACUAUAAUAUAUUACAGUCAUGAAUACUAAAUGGCCAAAUACUAUGGGAUGGAAUAUGACGAACAAAUGAGUCGUGUCCAAAUGAAAUACCGCAAAGUUUCAUGUCUUUAAUCAAAAAAACACUUGUAUGACUAUAAGGUCAUUUAUUUUUAUAUAUUUGGUGUAGGUCGCUGUUCUUUCUAGUUUUAUCUCGGGUUAAAGGAAGAGAUUAUAAUUUCAGUGUCUGUUUCUCAUAUUGUG